GGCCGCGUGUCUCGGACCAAUGAAGGCCUGUACUGAAGACAGCUUGCUGUUGGUACAGACUGGAUGCUUCUCUUGCAGUCACGUUGUGCCUCCUGGAAAAACCUUAAUGAAAGAACUCUUUCAGUGCUGGCGUGUUUCCAGAUACUGCACAUUCAUGGAGUGCAAUAAUACUGUAUAGUUUUUUUAAGAUUUCAUUCGACCAGUUCAUAGCUCGACAAUGCAGGCAUUACUAAUUGUAACUUAUUUUAUAUUCAUGUUUCACGCGGUGGCAGAUUGAGUUGAUACCUGAUUUUCCCUCAGAAAAAGUUUGUUUAAUCUGUUGUAUUUUAUAUGGAUUUAUGUUCUUUUUGUAGUUUAAAAUGAAGUUACAGGAACGUCUGAUGUUGUCUUAAACUGUUAAGUAACCAACAGCCGCCUGUCAAAUAUCUCUGAUGUGGUAAAAGCAGGUUUGUAUAUUUUUCAAAAUAUAUGGCAGAGUUGAACAGUGCAUUAUAUACUAAAUUAUAUGAACAAAAUUAUAUUCAGAGUAAUUGCAUCAUUUUGUGAAUUCAGUAAAAAUUAAAGUCAGCUGCUUUUCAAGUGGUGUUGGCCAGCUUGAGAGGUUUUCCCAUGGCCAUUCUGAAGAGUUUAAAAGCUGGGACUUUCUACUGUCCAAAACAGAAAUAGGAAAUGGAAUUGGAAUAAAGAGUUCUCAUUGGCUGUGUGAAGUACCUUGUGAGUCGCUGAUGGUGAUGAUAUUCUUAGAACUGUAACUGAAAAAUGCAUAAAAAGUCCACUUCCCAAAGCUGUCCAUGGUGUGAUGUGUUGGUUGUCUUGUAUGAGCGCCUUUCUGCAGCCUUGCUCUGUUAGGAUUUGGUGCCCAGCUGUCUUCCCUGCUCGGGGCGAGGAGCUGCGUUGUGUGUGGGGUGGGGGUGAUUUACACGAUGCAGCUCUGAAGGGGUGCAGUGGAUGUUGGGUGGCUGCAGUGGUUGCUGAAGGGCAAGGCGAGCCCAUCGGUGUCAGGUGCCAUUCUGGGGCUGUAGUCAUAGAAUCAUUAAGGCUGGGAAAGACCACUAAGAUCAUCUAGUGCAAUCAUCAACCCAUUGCCACCGUGUCCACUAAACCGUAGACACUGUAACUCUAGCCCAGACUCCCCAAGAUGGAGCUGAGGCCUCUCCUGGGCAUGGGCAUAGUGCACUUGGUUCUCUGCCAGGGCCGAGCUGCUGGAGCUGCACGUCCUGCUCUGACUAUGCCUGUGACCCCUGUUAUGGCCGUCCUGCCCCAGGAGAGCUGACAGGAACUGGCACUGCUGCCCAGGGGAUGGAGUUGCUGUCCCUGAAGUUGUUCAGGAGCUGUGGGGAUGUGACACCGAGGGAUAUGGUCCGUGGCAUGGUGGGGGUGGGUUGGGCUUGGGGAUUGUAGAGAUUCUAUGAAAGCUGCAGAGCUGCUGGCAGUCAGGCUAUGAGCUGCGAGAGUGCUCAGUGUCUCACCUUGUGAAGGUACAGAUGUCUCAUCCUCCACCUGUUUUUUGUCCUUGCCCCGAGCUACAGGGUUUCACACCCCUUGUAUAACUACUUACGUGCUUCCUGGGUCCUCCUUAUCAUACACUGCCUUUAGAUGGGUAGAAGGAGAGAGCUUCAGUAUGCUGGGACAAUAAAUCAGAUAAGAGCUGCAAUGAGGACAGCAGUCACUGUUUGUAAGUACUGUCUGACGCACCUCGGGACUUAAGGAGGCAUUUAAGUAAGGUUUUGAGUAACCCCAAAGCUCUGUCCACCCAACUGAAAGAAUACGCUGUCAGUUGCUAUAAAGGUGUUGCUAAUCACAACCAUUAAACGUGCAAUGGCCUCAGAACCUGUUUGAUUCUAUGAUGAAAUUGUUUUUUUAGCUCUUCUGAAAUAGAUAAGCCAGAAUUUCUAGUGCGGAUAGUGUUUUUAGUUUCUCAUUAAUUAUAUUUCUAAGACAGAUCAGGCAAAGCAAAUACAUGCACAGAUGUGUUGCUAGGCUGUGAUUUUCCAUGAGCUGUUUGCCUGUCACCCUGGUGAUGCCCAUGGUCUGUUCGCUGCCCGCAGUAUUCCUCUUUUCAUCUGUGCAAGAUCAUAUAAUGAAGUGUUGGGGUUAAGAAUGUGAGAACCUUAGCUGAUGUUCAUUAAAUGCACCAGAAGCACAGCCUUCGUUUCUCAUUUGAGGGGCACAGGCUGACCUGUGUUCCAGUCCUUCUGCAGUUGCUCUGGGCUGCAGGGUCCACUGAGUAGAUUUGGUUUAAUGGGGGGACCAGGCCUAUGAAUGCUAUUCAGUGAUCGCUACCCCCUGAAAAACUGAACAGUGAAAUGGAAAAAAAGAGCCUCAAUAGUCACUAAAAGGCAGCAAUAUGUGCUGGGGGCCAGACACCAUCUGACAGUGUAAUACCGGGGUGCUUUGACCAGGAGGGCUGGUUCAGGCUGAACUCAGUGCUUCCUUGUGCUUAGCUUCAGGCAGCGAGCAUCCUGAGGCUGCUAACAGCCUCCAGCAGCAUCCAAGGGGUCAUACUGAGUGUGAGCACACGCUGUUUCCCGUUCACCCCCUCCAGCACCCCAGACUCCAAAAAACACCCAGCAUGGUGCUUUUUGGAUGCACUGUGUUUUCUGUGUGCUCAGUAAUCCUGAAGGGAUUUCUCUUCCUUGGACUGCUGUGCCGAGCGCGUCUUUGUUGUGUGGGGAAGGUCCCAUGAGCAGCACUGCAGGCUGGUAACAGGAUGUCCUGGUGUUAAAUUCACAGCUUUAAGCUCUCCUCUCCUGGAUAGUGCUACUUAUUGAUUUUAAAAUGAAGAUGUAAAGACCCAUUUAUGUAAAUAAGCCAUAUUCGAGCACUUGAGAUCAAUUUCACCAUAUCCAAAAUGGAUAUUAAAUAAUGAUUCUGAUAGGCAGAUUCAAACUUGUUGAGCUCGGCUUGUUAAACACAAAGGAAAGUGACACACAGGCACUGGAGCUGCUGUGACCUGGGUGUGGGCUGGGGAAGACAGAAAUACCCUUUGCACUGCUGAGUACAGUUAUGGAAACACAAAGAAUAGGAGCAGGUUAGGUUGCCCUGGGAUGAGGCUCAGGGUGCAGUGUGUGGCUGCCUGGCUGCGGCCCCCGAGUGUUUGCAGAGCUGUUAGCAGAGCCAUCGUGCUGCUGCUCAUUAGCAGGAGCUCACAGGCAGUGUCUGCCUUGGACUGGUGGUCUUCAUUUCCGAACCUGUUAUAAGUGUGAACUUAAUGAGUAUAGUAUGUUUAUCCAGAGCCUAAUUUGACAUAGAUUGCAUUUAAUUUUUUUGAACUCAUCUACUGUGCAAUUUACUGGUGCUGCAUUCACAGCUGUGUAUAGUAAAAAUUGAUUUAAUACAACAUGUUUUCUGACCCAUAGCCAGGAGAACCUGAUGAACUGUGGGACAGUGAAGGACCGUCCGUGUAUUGCCAUGCUCCUCAGUGUCUGUGAUGUUUUGUGUUUCCCAUGGCCUUAGAGCUGUCCUGAGGCCAUGGCUGCUGCUCAUUCAUGGUGCAGAAAAGACUGCAGCACCCAGCAGCAUGGGCACAGGGACUGCUGCAGCACAGGCAGCUUCCCCUGCGGCUUCUGUUGUUCUGUCUUUUGCAAAUGCCUUAGCGGAAGCAUAUACUUAGGGUCUAACAUCCUACUCUGCAAAAUGGCAGGCCAGGUUUGGGGCCGUCAGGAGGCGGUUGCAUUGGAUGAGGCACCAGGGGUCCUUGGCUUCCUUUGCCGUUGCCCCAUUCCCACAUGCUCCCGUCCAUGACCAGGAUCUGGAGGCUGUGUGUUGUCCCCACUCCAGGAGCUGCCUGCAACUGGUGGCCCUGCAGUGCUGGUGCAGCCUACAAGAACAGUGUUUCUGUUGCCCUGGCUCUGCCUGCCCUGCGCCGCAUUCCUGACCACGCUGACCACAGGUGCCUGUGCAGCAGCCAUCUGCCCGCCUCGGCUUUGUUUGGCAAAGCCGCUCCUCACCCUGCGUCACGGUGCCGGCAGCCCGGCCCACAGCACUCCUCCCUGCCGACCAUGGGUGGGAGGGAGCGUCAGCCAUCCGGCACCUCUGGGUGCAUCCCCCUGGGCGUGGAGCAAAAUCCGAUGGGAAGUGGUGAGGCUGAGAGUGCUGAAAAUGCCACCGGCAACGGGCAGCAUCUGGGAUGGUUGCAGAGGUCUUCUGGAAUGGACAGGGUGCCCUUCAGAGGACUGACAUAGGUGUUUGUGGCCAGUGUGCAGCUGUGAAGGGACUGGCACUUCUGUCCCCUCUUGCCAGCACAGCUGCACAUCUCUUUGCUGCAGGGCUCCUUUGCUGGGGCUGCAGCAGGGAGCAUGGUCAGCGUGCUGUGUGCUGUGCUGCACGCGCUGCUCAGCUGCCUCAUCCCCCCUGCCAACCUGCUGGUGAUUGUGGCUGUCUGUCAGCUGCUGAGGAAGCAUCCGGGCUCUGGCUAUAUCUAUGUGCUCAACCUGGCUACUGCUGACCUGCUGGUGGGUGUGAUGUGCAUCACUGAGGCCCUGGACGACGUUCUGGAUGGGGACUUUGACCGCAGCAAGUCCUUCUGCCUCCUGCGCAUUUCCUUGAGCAUGACGCCGUGCAUUGGCUCCAUCCUGACCCUGCUGCUCAUCUCCCUGGACAGGUAUCUGGCAGUGAGGCUGCCACUCUCCUACCGCACGCUUCUGAAGAAAGCACCCGUGGCCCUCUCCCUCCUGUUCCUCUGGAUGCUCGCCUUCCUCCUUGGGCACUUGCCUCUCAUCUUUCCCUCCCUCCAGCAAAGCAACUACACGGGCUACUGUGGGCUGCUCUCUGUGGCCAGGAGUGAGUACCUCUACACCCUCUGCUUUGGCAUCUUUGCUCCAUCCCUGCUAGUGCUGCUGUGCCUACAUGUCUCAGUGUGCAGCAUUGCCUAUGCACAGCACACACGGUUGCCUCACUCCUGUACCCAGCCCGGGCCCCUCCGUGCCCGCCUGCGCCACUUCAAGGCACUGCGCACUGUGCUCUUUGUCCUCAUUGGCUUUGGGCUCUCCUGGGGCCCAUACCUGGUGGGGGGCACUGUGCAGGCUGCCUGCCGCUCCUGCGACCUGUCUGGCGCACUCAAGGACGCACUGUUCAUCCUGGGCGAGACCAACUCCCUCCUCAACCCUCUCAUCUACGCCCUGCACAGCAGAGACAUCCGCAGCCACCUCGCCAAACUGCUUGGCUGCAGACAGAGGGGCCGUGUGCAGCCCGUGGCCUCCAGCAUCCGCACCGUGGGUGGUGGGAGCUGGCCCAGGACAUCUGGGCUGUGAGAACUCCAUGUCCCAUCGUCCCCAUGGCUGCAGGGCCUGCAGUGGGACAGUGGUGCUCGGUGCGGCUGCAAGUAGAUCCCCCCACAGCAGCUGCUCAUGUUAUGCCAGGGGCUUCUCACCGCCCACUGCCCCUGCACCUGAACAAAUGCUGCUGGGGCUGUUGGUUGCUUUAUUCAAACUGUGGCCUCUUAUCCCCUGUGGAUGGGAGAACUACAUGCUGUGCUGUGCUGUGCCUGCAGCGGGCUGAACUGAACUGCUGUGUGCUAUGCUGUGCCUGCAGCUGACCAGACACCUCACAGUGCUCCCGGCAAGGGAAUGUGGACACUGCUGGCAUUGUGCCCUUUGUGGAUGCUGCUGAGUGCAGCAGUGCCAUGCUGUAGCCUCAGAACACCUCUUCCCCCUACCCUUGUCACAGGCCAUGCCUCAGCUGUUUGCUUUUACCUUUGUGCCAAAUUUAUGGUCUGAAAUGGGUGCUCAGCCCAGGCUGGCUUCUGCUGGGAGAUGAAAGGGAGUGUGCUGACAAGCAGUGCUCUGACGUCAGGCACGCAGUCACUGUGCCCUGCACAAAACUUCCUAGCCAAGGCACUCCUCACCACAAGCUGACACAACGUGAUCCGAUGCUGGCUGCACCCCACCCUGAGCUGUUCCAUCAGCAGGAUGGCCCCAGGACUGCAGUGCCCUUGGCCCACAGCAGGCAGGGUUGUGGGGCACCAGGAUCAGUGCCUGCCAGCACUGCAGCAUCGGAAUGCUCUGUCUCGGCCGGCUCUACUCACUUUGCCUUCACACCACACAUGCUGCUCAGACUGGAGCAUUUACUAUUGCCCUGACUGAGCUGCACAGCUCUUCGCUUAUGUCAGAAGUUGUGCAAAGGUACAAGAUCUUUAAAGUCUGUGUGACAAGGUACGCUGGUGGCUUCAUUUUGUCCCAUUGCUCAUUGGAAGGGAAGUUCAGGCAGCCACGCAGCUUAUCGAUGAGCCGCAGGAUCCUCACCCGCAAGGCUAGCAGCAGGAGCUCGUCCUCAUUCAGCUGGAGGGGGGCAUGUAGCUGCCCAGCCUGGCUGCCCUGAGAGAGUAGGGGGCAUCAGAUCUGCUUUGGGGGCAGGAUCAAGGCUGGGGCAGUGCAGGGGCACCCCCAUGGGUAAGGAAGAUUCCCUGCCUGCCCUGCUGCUGCUUCAGGAGCAGCUGAGCAUGCAGCUGGCUGUGCAUGUAAGAAAUACCUGCACUUUUGUUCCCACAUUGAAUUUUGCUUGUUGCCCCAUGGCAAGGAAGGAUACUGUGAUCUUAUCCUGGCCCAUGAUCCUGACCCCCACAUGCAGGUUCAGGGAGAGGAAGAUAGGGCUCAGUGGGGCGUAGGGUCCGGAUGACGCUGCACUACUUGGCCAUGUCCACCUCCUCACCCUGUUGCCUGCCCGGUCCAGGCACUGCCCUCCUGCAGUGUUCAUCGUUAUCCUAAAAGAGAGAAAAAACAACACUCCACAGCAAGGGGUACACCCUGCAGCAAUGCUGUCCCCAACACCCCAGGACCUGGUGCCAGUGCUCAGCAGGGACAGGACCUUGCUCAGGGUUCAGCACAUACAGGACCUCACAUAGUGUUCACCAAGCUGUGGCACAGGUUUGGGCCUGACACCCCAGCACAUGGUGUGGCACAGCCCUUUGAGUGUGGGGAGAGAAAAUAGGGGGAGAUGAAUCUUCAUUUUGUGCUGAGCACCUCCCAGCCAAGGUGUCCUGCCUUCACAGAAUUUCCACCAACGAGGGCAUGCUGCAUCAGCUCAGCACUGCUGUCUCUGCUUUUUCUGAGUGGCAUUGGUGAGUCUGUAAAACAUGCAUCCUCUCCCUAUAGAUCAUAUCUCCCCUAUUGUGUAUUUGCCUUUUAAUUUUGGAGUGCUGCUAAAAAUACCCUUUGUGAUCUUUGAAAAUGUGCAGUGGGAGCAAAGGUGCUGUCUGACACCAACGUACCACACAGUGCCGUGCGGGUGGUAGCAGGCGCUCCUACCGUUGGAUGCAAAUACCGCCUGUAUCUCAGUGUUACUUGCCUUGUCUUCCUGCACUAUGCAAACAAACCGCUUUUUCUCUCGUACAACGAUGACUGCCAGGUUUCCAGAUGGAUAGCUACCAUCAGAUAAGGUGUUCACAACUCCUUUGUGUACCUGGUUCACUGGUUAUUGCAUACCACGUAUCUCAGAGUGCUGCUUUGGAGCACACAGACUGACGCAUUGCCUGGGUUAUGGUGCAGCAGGCAGAACGGUGGUGUGCUGCAGUCCUACCUGGGGAAGGGCCAAAGUCCUUUCCGACAGAAAUGUUCUCUGUACACUGACAAAAAUGCGCUUUGUUGGUUUUUUAAGCAACAACCCAAGCAGAAUUGCUUAGAAGCCUUAAAGACACAUUUGUGGAAUCUGUACCGCUUAGGAUUGAAAGCACAGGCCUGGCAAAGGAAAGCAAUGAGCUCAACAUGAAUGAGGACAGAGAAAACAGGGCUAGGUCCCAUUCUCACAAAGAAAAGAAAAAGGAACAACCAGAGGGAAAAAAUGGCUUUGGCCCCUGGAACUGACCUGAACAUAUCCAAACAGUGGCUCUUUUGCACCUCACGGCUUGCAUCUCCAACAUGGCUCGCUGCUGGGAGUGCAUGCAUUUGAGGCACUUUGCCGUUUGCCACAGCCACAAAUGGCAGCAGCCCUGGGAUGAAGGCAGCCAGAGGGCAGAGCAGAGCUGUCCCCAGCCAGGCUGGCGUGAUCCUUCAGCUGAGCACUGGGCACACAAAUGUCCUUCCUGCCUUGAAGUUACUGGCUGACCUGAAGGAAUGUGAUUCCAAAGGCUGUGUAAGCUCUUUCCCUGCUGCGGUUUUUGGAUUGUAGAAGUGGUAAGCUAAGCUACCCCAUUAUACAGCAGACUAGAACAUACUGAAAGUUGUUGUGUUUACAGCCCUGGACUGUUGUAGGCAAACCAGACCCACAAAGGAUACAAUAACUGUGCUGUUCCAUCUGGGAGCAUAGUAAGAAACUUCCCUCCAUGUUUGUAGUAUUUCUCCAACAAUUCAUUCUUUGCUACCUAAGAUUGGAAAAGACAUGAUGAAAUGAGCAGCUGCAGCCCUGCACCCAGGCUCCCAUUUAAAGGCAGCAGCAAAGGGUUCUGCAGCAUGAUACAAGCCAGGUGCAAUCCAUUUCCUCUGGCAGCAGCCACUUGCCCUUCCGCCCAUAACAGUGAAGUCGCAGCAGGUGAUGCUGUAGGAGAUGGGCUCUUCCUCAAGCUCUGCUGCUCUCUCGCCAGGCAUCAGCGUCCAGCCCGUCAGAGAUGGUGGCUCCUGGGAAAGCAGGUGUGUUUUGAAAUGGAAUUAUAAAAGAUGCAGCUGCCAGGCACUGCUCAGCUCCACUCAGACACAGCGCCCUGAGCUCAGCGCUCUGUGGUGAUGGAGCCGUCCCUGGCAGUAAGGGUGGAGGGAGCAUGCAGUGGAUGCAGGACAGCUGCGCUCUGCCUUGCACUGUGUGUAGCACCUCCGUUCAGAUCCUUCUCUGACUAUGUGGUUCAGAAAUACUUGGCUUCUCUGGAGCCUGAUUCCUGCAAGCUCCCGUGCUCCCCCUCUGUGGGUAGGAUUACCUCUCCUGGGUGACCAUACUCUGCUCAGGGUUACUUGGGGCUCUGUGCCCUGCCUGUAUAUACUCUAUGGCUGUAUACCUCCAGUUAAACACAUUUUGAAUGUCUGCUUUAGUCAAAGAGCAGAAUCUCCUGCUAGAAGAUCCCCAGCACAGGAUAAGAGUGGGGAGGAGCCGUGUGCCUCCUGCUGCUCAGGUAUGCACUAUGAGCAUCUUUUCAACAUCCUGACGAAAGAGAAAUCUUUCCUCGAGGGAGUCCUGCACAGACUUGACAAAAGGCAUUAUUUUUAUCUCUCCUACAUGGGACUCUCAGGAAUUAACCAAAGAGCACCCAGCAGGGACCCACCUCGGCCCGCAGGCGGCCCCGCAGCACCUCAGGUCUGUAGGCCAGCGCGGCUGGCGGGCCGACGGAGGGCAGUGUGCGCAGCGGCUGUGCCAGCAGCUCCACAAAGUCCUCUAGGAACUGGGAGAGGGAAAGAGUGUGGAGUCAACUUUGUUCAAGGAAAAACCAUUAGGCAUAAAUGCAUCGCUGUAGGGACUGAGUAGUCUUUACCUCCAUGGCACACGUGAUGUCUAGUCCACUGGGCUCUCCUGGUGGAGCUGCAGGCAAGAGCAGUGCUGAGAGCUGCUGCACAGCACAGCCAUGUUCCUUGAGGCCUUCCGUGGCCCUCUGGGCUGCCCGGGGACUGUGCUGGAUCACAGAAGCUCAGGGGCGGCCUGCUGUUUGGGGCCAGGGACACAUCACUACACCUGGGAGAAUGUUCCCUGCCCCUGUGGUGCUGAGGGGAAGGAGCAGGGAGGGCACUGGUUUCAGCAUCUCUAGGUGCAGUCUGUGCUGUGUGUGUGUAUGCAAGGAGGGGCUUCAGCCUCUGAGGCAGCAGGGAUUGUCUCGUUGUCGGGCAUCUGCCGCUGCCCUUCUAAAUCCUUCUUUUCAGAAAAUAGGAAAAAAUUAGAAUGUGCAUUUGGGUGAGAUGGGGUGAUGUUCCUGCCUGCCUGAGCUGUGGGGAACGUGCCAGGGCAGGGAGUAGAAUGCAGUGCUGUGGAGCUGUGUGGGCAGUCAGAGGGCUGAUGGAUGUGGCUGCUGGUUUGUGUGAACCUUGUGAAACUGCAGUUUAAGGAGAUGCAGUUACUGUCCUCUGCAGUCAAGCUGUGCCAUGGAGCGUGUCCGCUCACAGAGCCCCCGAGGAGCUGCCUGUCCCCACAGAGACCUGCCUGGCACUAAAGGGAAGCAGGGGCUGCUCGAGGUGAUGCCCGGAGGGGCAGGGACCAGGCAGAAGCUGGCACUGCUACGUUCCCGCUGCCUCAGCCAGCGAGCGGGGCUGGCUGCUGAGUACCAGGCUGCGCAGCUCAUCUGGGCAGGAGAAGGGCUGCUGUGUUGCGAGCUGUCUUCUAAGGCCCUAAAGUGCCUCUCCCAGGGGUCCAUCGUGCUGUGCCGCGGGCUGGCAGGGCGUCCCCCCACCCCGUGCUCUGUCCCGCAGCCGUACCGGGGCUGCCGGUGAGCGGGAGGGAGCUGCGGGCAGGGCACCCAGCACGGCCCGCCGGCUGUUCUUACGUGGUUCUCUGCAGGCACGGUCCUGGAGCCAGCUCGCUUCUGGCUGCCGCGACGGCGACCUUCCCGGUGGUUUCUGUGUGGCAUUGGCACCGGCACCGUCUGGCACUUCCAUGUCCGUUCUCUGGGACAGAAACCCGCGUGUUAGUCCUGUGCAGCAACUCCAAAGCAAUUGCCUUAGAAGAAUGUCGUAUUACACGAAACUCUACUCAACGUAUGCGAUCAGAAACGCCUGGCAGCGCGCACAGGGAGGUGCGGCUCGGCCCCCGCUUGCUUCCGAGGGGGUGGAUGCGCAGAGAGCUCUCCGGGCGGAAGGCUGCUCGGCCCGCGCUGCUCCUCGCGUCCUCCGCGCGGCGGCGGUCCGAGCAGCUCCCGCUCGGUCUCAGCCGUUGCGACGCCGCGUGCGGUCUCCGUGGUGACGCGGGGCGGUGGCGCAGCGCGUGGUGCGGGGAGGCCGCGGGGACGCACGGGGCGGUGCUGCGCUCCUGCGCGGAGCGGAGGUCCCCGCAGCUCCUGCGUCGGUGUUCAGAGCGGAGGAUGCUCUUAGGAAGAGCGAUGUCAGCGCUGCGUCGCGUCAGUGGAAAAACCUUUUCCGGACGCCGCUCCUGCUGCGGGUACCGCCCGGGGCCCCGCGAUGAGCCGGGACGGAGGCGGCGGCGCGGCUGUGCUGGGAUGGCCGGCGCUGCCGUGGUGCGUGCCGGGCCUGCUGGUGCUGCCGGGACGUGGGGGUGGCUGGUGACACAGAGCUGUCUCCCUGCUGGCACGGCCGGCCCUGGGGCAGCUCCACCAGCGCUGGUGUUGCUGGUCACGACGGGUAGAUUUUUACCUGGGUGCAUUUCAGUCUGUUCCAAAGUCAGAUGGCUUUGUUUAUGAUCAGGAGUUCUGUAAACAAACCCGGGGCAGCCCCAGUGAUGUUUUUGAGUAUGGUGAGGAAGUUCCAUAACCCCACGGGUGUGCAGCUGCCCGGUGCCGGCACCUGCCUGCCUUCUGUGGCCUUGGAUGGUGGCAGCAGGGGAGCCUGGAGCACCUGGGCCGGGUGUCAGAACCAGUGCUGCCGGUACAUCUGCUGAGUUAACGGGGCAACACAUCACUUCUUGGCUGUACCACCUGAGGUACACCUCCUAAAUUCAGUUUUAUCAGUUAUAGGAAAAGAUACUGUGUGUUGCAGGGUUUUUUUUUUUUUUCUUGUUAGGUUGGGUUUGUUUUUUGUAAAAUAUAAUACAAGUUUCUGUUUCAUCAGAGGAACUGAAUGGUGGUGGAAACCACAGUGAAAUGAUGUUGAAUUAUCAGAUGUGGGUUACAGGCAGCACUGGGGUAAUUAAUUCCAUGUUGUGAAUCCCACUAUACUCAUUGGCUUGCUUCAGAGUGGUGUUUCACACAAAAAGCUCUUAAGGCCCAACACAAAUUUUCAGUAAGAAAAAUUGUUUUCCACUAUAAAUGCUGCUGAGAUAUGGGAAAAUGAAUUAAACUCUUGGGAAUUCACACUUAACACGUCCUGCUAAAAGCACAGGCGUUAGCUCCCAUCAGAGCCAGGGCCUUGACUUUGAUCCUGCUUAAGCAGGAGUAAAUGAGUUCGCUCGGCUGAUGCUGGAGUUCUGCCAGUGCAGUGCAAAUGAGAUCCAACGUGGCAUCUUAUGGGAACUGGAUACGAAAAGAUUAGACUAAUUCCUUGUGAGGUUUUUUCCAUAACUGCUUUCAAAUUCUCAAGGACAGAGCAAGCCGCCCCGCUCUGAUGCUUUCCUUGUAUUUCUCUUGUGCUUUUCUGUGGAUGGCUGCCCAGCACUGCCUGGCAUUUGCAUAGGGAUUUGUGCUGUAACUCCAGAGAUCUCUUCCCUGAACACAUGUGGCUGGGUGCAGCCUUCCUCCCUGGGUAUUACUUUACGUUUAUUCACACCAAGCUCCAUCUGCCCUUUUACAUGUAGCUUUUCACUACUGCAAGGCUUACCGCCUCCAGGUAACUCAGCUGCGUUUCACCUCACAGCGCAGUGGCUCUAAAUGGCACCCUGCUGUUUGGCCAAGACAUGCAGAGCUCGUGGCUUUCGUGAGUGACUCCCAGAGAAGGCUCCUGUUAGCAGUGCGGGACGUGCAGGCCGCUCCAGCUCCCACGGCACGCUGGUUUCAGUGUGGGUCUCCCAGCAGCAGGGCUGGCAGUGGGACCUGGCAGCAGCCGCCAUGCGCAGCAGGACAGCAUGCAGCACAGUGUUGUUUUUGCAAAAUAUUUAUUACAAAAUAAAAGUAAAUAUGGCAACAAAAGUUAAAUAGCAAAUGACAUGACACUGGCCAUAAAGCUCUUGCUGUAUUAUUCUAAUCUUUUACAAUGACCAAGUAUGUCUCCAAGGGAAGCUGCACAUGGACAGCCUGAAUUUAUUUCUGUAUUAUUGGCUCUAGCUAUCUGGGGAUAUUAUGCUGUGUGCCCUCUGCCAUCACGAGGACCUGGCUGUGAGCAGCUGUGCUGUGUGCAGGGCUCCCUCGUGUCCCUCGCAAGGGCCAGAGCCAGCGAUUCCCUCUGAGACCUGCUGGGCUUCACCCCAGUCCUCCAGUCUUCCCUCCCCUCUUCUUUUAAAAGGGCAGCAAAUGAUCCGGUGCCCAUCCUUUUAAAUAAGGCAGCAGGAAAUGGAGUAGCAAUGCUGAAGUACCUACUGAUAUGCUCUGAGCCUCAUCUCUUGUGAUAAGCAGCUUGGAUUUCCUUCUUUUACCACCUAUUAAAGACUCCUGAAGUUCACCGGUGAGAGCAAGUCUGUUUUCCUGCUUGAGAGGGCUUCUAGGUGCACUCUAAACAGGAAUGCAGUCCUUCAUAUCUCUCAAGCCACGUGU
Gallus gallus (chicken) is the source of this 13201-nucleotide messenger RNA. Its product is annotated as glucose-dependent insulinotropic receptor-like. Gene Ontology annotation, biological process: G protein-coupled receptor signaling pathway. Bases 4299 to 5252 code for a protein of 317 amino acids. Gene Ontology annotation, cellular component: membrane. NCBI's taxonomy places the organism in Eukaryota, Metazoa, Chordata, Aves, Galliformes, Phasianidae. The transcript is spliced from 2 exons. The record is from RefSeq and is a predicted model, not a curated record. Gene Ontology annotation, molecular function: G protein-coupled receptor activity.